This is a messenger RNA of Telopea speciosissima, 1126 nucleotides long. RefSeq names its product dehydration-responsive element-binding protein 2F-like. NCBI's taxonomy places the organism in Eukaryota, Viridiplantae, Streptophyta, Magnoliopsida, Proteales, Proteaceae. Gene Ontology annotation, biological process: positive regulation of DNA-templated transcription; response to stress. Gene Ontology annotation, cellular component: nucleus. Gene Ontology annotation, molecular function: DNA-binding transcription factor activity; transcription cis-regulatory region binding. The transcript has a single exon. Bases 182 to 1033 code for a protein of 283 amino acids. The record is from RefSeq and is a predicted model, not a curated record.
UACUAACUGAUCACCAACGGUCACAUGGGCUUGAAAAUUUUUCUCCAAACGUGACAACAUUUAAGAGUGCACUCCUACAGUCUCAAUCACUACAAAUCCCGCACCCUCAGUCCCAUCUCUUACCACUCUCAGUUUCUCUCCCAAGCAAUCUCUGCAAUCUAAGUUUCUCAGUCAAUCCAACAUGGAUUCUUACAGGAAAGCUACAUCAAAACCAUGGAAGAAAGGUCCUACAAGAGGUAAGGGUGGCCCUCAGAAUGCGACAUGCGAGUAUCGUGGAGUUAGACAAAGAACUUGGGGCAAAUGGGUUGCAGAGAUCAGAGAGCCCAAGAAGAGAACCAGACUCUGGUUGGGUUCUUUUGCCACCGCCGAAGAAGCUGCCAUGGCCUAUGAUGAAGCUGCAAGGAGAUUGUAUGGGCCUGAUGCUUACCUCAAUCUACCACAUCUUCAACCAAAUUCCACUCCUCCAAGCAAAUCCCAGAAGUUCAAAUGGUUUCCUUCCAAGAACUUCGUUUCCAUGUUUCCUUCAUGCAGAAUGCUAAAUUUAAAUGUCCAACCCAGUGUUCACCUCAUUCACCAAAUCCAGGAGUAUUCGGCUGAAAGUCAAUCUUCGCCAACAUGCUCAUCUUCAUCAUGCUCGUCUUCCUUUGAUUUGAAAUCUGCAUUUCAGAUCACAGAGGAUAAUAUCCACAUGGAAGAUUCAGUAAUCAACAAAGAAGAGAUGAUUUCAUUUGAGAGCCUGCAAGAGGAACGUGAAGAAAAACCUCAGAUAGAUCUCAAUGAAUUUCUUCAGCAGUUGGGUGUACUGAAAGUAGACUCUGCAUCAGAUGACGGUGACACCCCCAGAAGCACUCCACCGGUGGAAUCUCCCCCUCCAGACGAUUAUGGGCUAGCAGCUCUUAAAGAUCAGACUUUCAACUGGGACAGUCUGGUAGAUAUGCCAGGAAUAGAGUAUCAUCAGGGAGUAGUGUCCAGUGGCCUUCAGUUCAAUGAUAUGCAUGAAGAGCUGACAUUGCCGACUAUUUGGGACUUUUGAAAAGGUCAGCCAAUUUUGGCGAGUAGGAUUUUUAUUCUGAGUAGAAUCUAGAUUUAGUGAGGUCUAGGUUACAGUAGAAAUGAAAGGUAUUUC